Molecule: messenger RNA, 1929 nt
Organism: Panicum virgatum (switchgrass)
Lineage: Eukaryota; Viridiplantae; Streptophyta; Magnoliopsida; Poales; Poaceae
Exons: 7
Coding region: 133-1554 (473 amino acids)
Molecular function (GO): lipid binding
Source: RefSeq, a predicted model, not a curated record
UUUCCUCUUCCCCCCUCUCCUCUCCUCUCCUCCAUUUCUGCUGGAAGAAGAAAAAAAAGGGGGUGGGGAUUGGAGGGGAUCGAGGGUUGAAGCCUUGGCGAGGAGGGUGCCCUAGCCCACGUGCCGGCAGCAAUGGCGGGGUGGUGCGAGGAGGCGGUGGCGCUGCUGCGGCGCCCCGCGGUGGCGGAGAUGGCGGUGGACGUGCUGCUCUGCGCGGUGCCGAUCUGGGCGGCCGUCAUGAUCGGGCUCGUCGUGGGCUGGUCCUGGCGCCCGCGCUGGACGGGGCUGCUCUUCCUCGGCCUCCGCAGCCGCCUCCGCCUCCUCUGGGUGCCGCCGGGGCUCGGCGCGCGGAGGCUCUGGCUCGCCUGCACCGCGCUCUCCGCGUGCUCCGUCGCGCCCAGGCUCCUCUCCUCCGCCUUCCGACGCUGCCGGGGGAAGCACCAGGACAAGGUCUCCCCCGAGGACCACGCCGGGGACGACGGAGGCUGCGCCGACGGCAGGACAAUAUUUGAGGGCGAGCAUGAUACUGUUACUGAGAAGGACCUAGAACAUCUGCUUCAACUUUUAGAUAACAAGGAGAGUGGGGAUACAGCGUGGCAGAAUUUGAUGGAGCGCACAACCUCCAACAUGACCUACAAGGCCUGGCGGCGUGAGCCUGAGGAGGGACCUAUUAUGUAUUGCAGCCGCACUAUUUUUGAGGAUGCUACUCCUGAACUGGUUAGAGAUUUCUUCUGGGAUGGCGAUUUUCGUCUUAAGUGGGAUCCCAUGCUUGCAUAUUCAAAGACAUUGGAUGAGUUCCCUCAGAAUGGAACCAUGAUUGUCCACUGGAUAAAAAAGUUCCCGUUCUUUUGCAGUGACCGUGAAUACAUCUUCGGAGGGCGCAUAUGGGAAUCUGGGAAGACAUACUAUUGUGUUACAAAGGGAAUCAAAUCCUUGCUCUCCACACACAGUAAGGUGCCUCCUGUCUUUCAUGGUUGUGAAAUCAGGGAUAAGCUUCUCAGGGAUUUUAAUAUGUUGGAGCUGCGGUCUGUAGAAAAGGGUGUUCCUUAUCUUUCUUUGCCAAAGAAGGAAAAACCAAGGCGUGUGGAGCUGUACUUCUCAAGCUGGCGAAUUAGAUCUGUUCAAUCGCCUAAACAACCUGGACAGCAAUCCGCAUGUGAAGUAACUUUGGUUCACUAUGAGGACAUGGGCAUACCAAAAGAUGUUGCCAGGGUUGCUGUUCGGCAUGGCAUGUGGGGUGCUGUAAAGAAGCUGCAGUCUGGGUUCAGAGCAUACCAGCAGAUGAGAGCAGAAAACGCCCUGUCACACAGUGCCAUCAUGGCUCAAGUGACCACCAAGGUAUCCAUUGCUGGCUCAAAUGGUCCUCUGGACCAAGAACUUUCUGCUGCUGAUAAAAUCAGCGAUGGCGAUGCGAACUCUAGGGCAGUCCAACAUGGUUUCGACUGGAGAUGGGUGGUGGUUGGAGGUGCUGUGGCUGCAGUUUGCGUGCUCAACACUGGAUUUGUUGGGAAGGUCCUCCUACUAGGGGCAGCAAGACGGCAGGCAAAGAAGUGAGGUGAGGGGCACCUUCCGGCGUCUGCAGAAGACGGCAGGCCCUAACCAGUAGCUGCAACCUUGCAGUCGACAAAUGAUUAAGAAAUAGGAUGGGUUUCAACAGGAGGCAGAUAAGAGGGAUGCACGAUUUUUGAUCGUGCGUUUUAUGAGGUAGAGCACGGGUGUGCUACCAUAAGAGGCGCCGCGGUGCCGAGAACCUGUAGCUAAUGUAUCUGAAGUUAUAAGAGGCUUUCUUGCUACCGUACUGCAUGCUUUCAGCCUUCUACAUUCGCAUUUAUUCUUGAGAAAAUUCGUCUUAUGACACUGAGUAACUUUGUAAUACUUGUUAGGCUGAUAUAUGGUUUCGGCGUAUGGAAAUGGUGGCCUUAGAUGGAA